Prunus armeniaca (apricot) is the source of this 168-nucleotide messenger RNA. The record is from the annotation of a GenBank genome assembly. NCBI's taxonomy places the organism in Eukaryota, Viridiplantae, Streptophyta, Magnoliopsida, Rosales, Rosaceae.
AUGGCGGCGGAUCGUGGCGGCGAAGGGCUGGGGUUGGAAGAGGGAAGUUUCGUGGUUCAUUUGGCACUGGUAUUGCCUGAAUCGGGGGUCGGAGCUGAGAGGAAUCAGCUCAGAAAGUCGGCUCGUUCCCCUCCCGAAUCCAGAAGAUUCUGGGUUUAUAAAAAUUGA